UCCUCUUACCUUAGCUAGAACUUGCGACGGAUUCGUUCCCAAAGUGAUGCUCUAGUGGCAAGAGUAACACCAGUUUGUCAUUGUCCGCAGAAAGAGGAGCCUGCGGUCCUUACCAGGUUCAGCAGAACGAGUGGCAUCCUUCUCCUGAACAUGCCACCACUCGGGCUGUGACAUUCUUGGGCACAGCGUAGUUCCACGCGCGGACCCCGCACGUCAAGCGACACUUUAGGGACUUUGACUGCUGCUAGGACUGACCACCGUACUCCUACCUACCCAGGCUAGCUCCGUCCACUUAGCACGUUUGCAUUUAUUCGCGGAUCUUCCAAGACUCGGUCUUGUAAAUGUUCAGCAUUUCGCUGCUUUCCUGCCUUUUUCUGGGGACUGUGCCAGCACUUACCCAGACGGGCGGAGAGAGGAGGCUCAGCCCAGAGAAGAGCGAAAUAUGGGGACCCGGGCUAAAAGCACACGUGGUCCUUCCUGCCCGCUAUUUCUACAUUCGGGCGGUGGAUACCUCAGGGGAACCGUUUACAUCUUCUCCAGGUGAAAAGGUGUUCCAGGUGAAAAUCUCAGCACCUGAUGAGCAGUUCACUAGAGUUGGUGUCCAAGUUUUAGAUCGAAAGGAUGGGUCCUUCAUAGUAAGGUAUAGAAUGUAUGCAAGCUACAGAAAUCUGAAGAUAGAAGUUAAACACCAUGGGCAACACGUUGCCAAGUCUCCUUAUGUUUUAAGAGGACCAGUUUACCAUGAGAACUGUGACUGUCCUUUGGAAGACAGUGCAACCUGGCUACGCGAGAUGAACUGUUCAGAAACCAUCACUCAGAUUCAGAAAGAUCUGGCGCAUUUCCCUACUGUUGAUCCUGAAAAGAUUGCAGCAGAAAUCCCAAAACGAUUUGGACAGAGGCAAAGCCUGUGCCACUAUACCUUAAAGGACAAUAAGGUUUAUAUCAAGACUCAUGGUGAGCAUGUUGGCUUUAGGAUUUUCAUGGAUGCAAUACUACUUUCAUUGACUAGAAAGGUGAGGAUGCCAGAUGUGGAAUUUUUUGUUAAUUUGGGAGACUGGCCUUUGGAAAAAAGGAAAUCCAACUCCAACAUUCAGCCGAUCUUUUCCUGGUGUGGCUCCACAGAAUCCAGGGAUAUUGUGAUGCCUACGUACGACCUGACUGACUCUGUUCUAGAAACCAUGGGCCGAGUAAGUCUGGAUAUGAUGUCAGUGCAAGCUAACACAGGGCCUCCCUGGGAAAGUAAGAAUUCCACAGCUGUCUGGAGGGGCCGGGACAGCCGCAAAGAGAGACUAGAGCUGGUAAAGCUUAGCAGAAAACAUCCAGAGCUCAUCGAUGCUGCUUUCACGAAUUUCUUCUUCUUUAAACAUGAUGAAAGCCUGUAUGGGCCCAUUGUGAAACACAUUUCGUUUUUUGAUUUCUUCAAGCACAAGUAUCAGAUAAAUAUUGAUGGCACUGUGGCAGCAUACCGAUUACCCUAUCUACUGGUAGGUGAUAGUGUAGUUCUGAAGCAGGACUCCAUCUACUAUGAACAUUUUUACAAUGAGCUGCAGCCCUGGAAACAUUACAUUCCAGUCAAAAGUAACCUAAGUGACCUGCUGGAAAAGCUCAAGUGGGCAAAAGACCAUGAUGCAGAGGCAAAGAAGAUAGCAAAAGCAGGACAAGAAUUUGCAAGAAAUAAUCUAAUGGGUGAUGAUAUAUUCUGUUAUUACUUCAAACUGUUCCAGGGCUAUGCAAAUUUACAAGUGAGUGAGCCUCAAAUUCGAGAGGGUAUGAAGAGGGUAGAGCCACAGUCUGAGGAUGACCUCUUCCCUUGCACAUGCCAUAGGAGAAAGGCCAAAGAUGAACUCUGAUAAGCAAGAUACCUUCUGUUCAAAUGAUGGUGCUGUGAAGACAGUUUACUGUAAAGAUUAUUUUUUAAGUAUGUUUCACAGACAGUGUAAAAUUUACAUGUGCCCAUUCACUCGCAGUAUUUCCUCUUAUGCAGUGUUCCCAUGACUGUCUUUUACAUCACAUUUUAAAAUUUUUAUAAUAAAACUGCCUUUAUUUUAA
Mastomys coucha (southern multimammate mouse) is the source of this 2049-nucleotide messenger RNA. It is a transcript of the gene Poglut2, whose product is annotated as protein O-glucosyltransferase 2. Gene Ontology annotation, molecular function: glucosyltransferase activity; protein binding. Gene Ontology annotation, cellular component: endomembrane system. The transcript is spliced from 10 exons. NCBI's taxonomy places the organism in Eukaryota, Metazoa, Chordata, Mammalia, Rodentia, Muridae. The coding region runs from base 342 to 1850 and encodes 502 amino acids. The record is from RefSeq and is a predicted model, not a curated record.